UUGAGUCUAGCUGCGUGCGUCUAUAACUUUGUGUUGCUUGCUGGUGCUGCUGGUUAGAAGGAAUGUGGAAGUCAGUAGAGUGCAGGGUGACGGGCUGGUCGGGCGAGCUGCAGCAGCGCAGCAUUAUUUCCCCCUGGCAGAUCAUUUGCUUUCCCCCGUCUGUUCACAAAGGUACCGUGCGGUUUUUUGCUUUCUCCUCCUUUGCCUUUAAAGGGAAGGCGACUCGAAGCUGAAGACGCAGCAGCAGGAGAAUCAGGAAACCAUGCACCAGCGCUGUUUUUUCCUCCUGUGAAUCUGGAUCUUUAUUUUUGCUGGAGGGUAGAGAUUGCUGCUGGUUCUUCCCCUCCACUCCUUCCCCUGCCGAUGUGGCUUUCUCUGUCUCUUUUGCCAGCGUUUUUUAAAUGACUUGAGCGAAAGGGGGGAAAACUGUCAAGAUGGCAGCAGCAGGAGCAAGGAGGUUAUGAAUGUGGUGUUGAUGCUGGAACAAAACCCAUCCUUUUGGCAGCCCUAAGGAGGGCUUAAAGCUUCUGGACCUGUUGGAAGACUGGUGAUUUGAUUUGUUUUUGUUUUGCUCUCCCCGUAAGAAGGAUAAAAAACAUCCAGAGUGGCGUUUUUUUUAUCCUAUUCGGUUGGUUGUGAAAUUUAUUUUUAUAUAUAGAUAUAUUUUUUGGAUAGUGGAAUGCAUAACUACGACAAAUGCUAGUGUGCAAUUGGAUGUACAUGGAGACUUCAGCUCCCUUCGGGGCAUUUUGAAGGAGGUAAAAGUCAUCAGUGUGAUCUGAGGGACCCUUGCCUGUUUCCCCCGGACACAGAGAGAAAAGAAAUAAGGAAAACGUCUGCUAGGGCAGCCGGGAGCGUGGUGGAAUUGGAGGGGUCUCUCUCCGAUCAUGGAUACAGCGUGAUUGCCAGUAGAGCACUUCUGCAGCUGCAUGGAGUGAAACAUAAACAAACACACACACACCACUGAGCUGCACCAACUCCACUACGUUUGAGCUGCUGCUGGAGCCAUCCCCUCACCCUUCCCGAUCCAUAGGCGCAUCUGGAAUCUCUGGCCUCACCCGAUCCCUUAUUGAUCGCUUUGUGAUUAUUAUUAUUUUGUGUGUGCGCGCUAGCGUGUGUGAACUGUCUGCUGGAAGAAGGGGGCGGGGAAGGGAAGGCAGGAGGCUGCAGGACUUUAAUGGAGAGUGGCAUGUUCACUCGCUCCCCCCUGCCUGCUAGGAACUGAUCCGCUGGAGCAGGGGACUGGGGUCCGGACCUGUCUAUCCCAUCCCAGCACCAGGAGCAGCAGCAGCAGGAGGAGGCGGGGAAGCCAAGAUGGCAGAGGCGUCUUCUCCUGCCCCCCUAUCGCCCCUGGACGUGGAGCUGGACCCCGAGUUUGAGCCCCAGAGUCGGCCACGCUCCUGCACCUGGCCCCUCCAAAGGCCUGAGUUGCAGGCGAGCCCGGCCAAGCCCGCGGGGGAAGCGGCUGCGGACGCCGCCUCCAUGAUCCCCGAAGAGGAGGAUGACGAGGAGGAAGGGGGCAGCUCGCCCAUGGCCAUAGGCAGCGCCGUGCCCACCGGCGGCGGAGGGGAAGCGCUGGCCCCCGAGGAGGCGGCCCGGCUGCUGGCCCCGCUCUCCGGGGUUGGGACGGAGGGCUCGGGCAAGGCUUCUGGGCCAGCGGCUGCGGGGGGCAGCGGGCUGAGCGGGGGCCAGGCAGCUGCGGCGCCGCGGAAAUGCUCGUCGCGGCGAAACGCGUGGGGCAACCUGUCCUACGCCGACCUGAUCACCCGCGCCAUCGAGAGCGCCCCGGACAAGCGGCUCACCCUGUCCCAGAUCUACGACUGGAUGGUGCGCUGCGUGCCCUACUUCAAGGAUAAGGGCGACAGCAACAGCUCGGCCGGCUGGAAGAACUCGAUCCGGCAUAACUUGUCACUGCACAGUCGAUUCAUCAGGGUACAGAACGAAGGAACUGGGAAAAGCUCGUGGUGGAUGAUUAACCCAGAUGGCGGGAAAGGUGGGAAGCCCCCACGGAGACGCGCCGUUUCAAUGGACAACAGCAACAAGUACACAAAGAGCAGAGGCCGAGCAGCGAAGAAAAAGGCAGCCCUGCAAGCUGCACAAGAAGCCAGCGAGGAUAGCCCCUCUCAGCUUUCCAAGUGGCCGGGGAGCCCGACUUCCCGCAGCAGCGAUGAGCUGGAUGCAUGGACCGAUUUCCGCUCCCGUACAAAUUCAAACGCUAGUACAAUAAGUGGUCGUUUGUCACCUAUCUUGGCGAGUACCGAACUAGAUGAAGUUCAGGAUGAUGACGCUCCACUUUCUCCAAUGCUGUACAGUAGCCCAUCAAGCAUGUCCCCAUCGGUAAAUAAACCAUGUACUGUUGAGUUGCCUAGGUUGACUGAUAUGGCAGGCACAAUGAACUUGAAUGAUGGACUGACAGAUAACCUCAUCAUGGAUGAUCUUUUGGACAAUAUGACGCUCCCCUCUUCCCAGCAGUCACCAUCAGGGGGGCUCAUGCAAAGAAGCUCCAGUUUUCCAUAUGGUUCCAAAGGUUCAGGCCUUGGUUCUCCGUCAAGUAAUUUCAACAGUGCUGUGUUUGGCCCAUCAUCUCUGAAUUCCCUUCGUCAGUCUCCCAUGCAAACCAUUCAAGAGAACAAGCAAGCUACUUUUUCUUCCAUUUCUCAUUAUAACAGCCAGACGCUGCAGGAUCUCCUGGCAUCUGACUCACUUAGUCACAGUGAUGUCAUGAUGACGCAGUCUGAUCCACUCAUGUCUCAAGCCAGCACAGCUGUGUCUGCCCAGAACUCGCGCAGGAGUAUCAUGCUUCGUAGUGAUCCAAUGAUGUCAUUUGCUGCUCAGUCCAACCAGGGAAGUUUGGUCAAUCAGAACCUGCUCCACCACCAGCAUCAAUCUCAGAAUUCUUCUCUUGGUGGCAGUCGUGCCUUGUCUAAUUCCAUCAGUAACAUGGGCUUAAAUGAUACAAACAGCUUGGGGUCGGCCAAACACCAGCAGCAGUCACCUGUCAAUCAGUCUAUGCAAACACUUUCUGACUCACUCUCAGGCUCUUCUUUGUAUUCCACUAGUAUGAACCUUCCAGUCAUGGGACACGAUAAAUUCCCAAGCGAUUUGGACCUGGAUAUUUUCAAUGGAAGCUUGGAAUGUGACAUGGAGUCCAUUAUCCGCAGCGAACUCAUGGAUGCAGAUGGGUUGGAUUUUAACUUCGAUUCCCUCAUCUCUGCUCAGAACGUUGUCAGUCUGAAUGUGGGAAGUUUCACUGGUGCUAAGCAGGCUUCGUCACAGAGUUGGGUGCCAGGCUGAAGGAUCUCUGAGAAAAGGGGAAAUGGGCAAAGCAGGCCCUUAAACUGACACGAGACCUAAAGAGAGAACCUUUUGCCAAAUCUGCUGUCAGCAAGUGGACAGUGAUACCGUUUACAGCUUAUGACCUUUGUGAACCCUGCAUUAUUUUCCUAACGAAGCAGAGACUGUUAAUGGGCCCCUUUCCCAAGCGAAGAGCCUCCUUUUUCAGAAUUGAACUCACUCUAAAGUAUGCAAAAUCUUCUUUUUGGGGGAUGGUCAAGCACCUACUGUGGAGACAAUGUUCAGCACCAUCCUGUUGAGAACACACUGUGUAGCCUUUACAGUAGUUAUUUGUCAAUGAGUAUGUGGUGUUUCAAUAUAUUAAUGGUUUAUGGGAUAUUUUAAGUUGGCUUCUAUUUUGAGGGGUUUCCCCAUCUGACCCCUCUAACUUACAGUUUGUUUUGUUUUCUAAAGAUGUUUUAACCAUUUUCUCUUUCUCUCCUGGUGCAUCUGAAAUGCAGUGUAUGCACAAUGAAAGGCUGUACUAAUUACCGUUACACAAAAUAGCGUCAGACAUUAGCACUACCUGAGUAUGUAGCAUUCAUUACAACAAGCAACUGACUGAAGUCAGGAGAGAUGGGGUUUGUGGGGUUUCUUUGUUGAUUUUUUUUUUCAAAUCUUUUUCUUAAAUUUAAUGGUACAUACCUUGUUUUUCAUAAACAUCAAGCCAGGGUCGAUAUUACAAGAGAAACUAGCAAGAUUGCUAGUUGUGUCCAGUGUUUGUAAGGACUGAGUUAGGGUGUGAUUUCAUUAUGUUUACUGAUUCAGCACCUGAGUUGAUCAAUCUCACCUAUUGCAUUAUGUUAGCAGAGCUACCCUUAAUGAUUGCAGGGAAUAGAGUUUGCCUGCCUCAGCAGGUUGGAAACUGGUUGAUCUUAAAAUGAGCUAUCCACCCAUUGCCAAACAAGUUGAAUGUAACCACUUGUAAGGAUAUGGCUUAAAAAACAAAAAGAAAGGGAAAUAAAAUAUAUGACAUUGCAGAAAAGAUAACUUACAGUAUAUGUAUCAGCAGUGACUUACAAUAGAGUCAUCAGAAGUUCAAAUGCAAAUCGCUGCAGGGCAAGUUAUUACAUCAGUGAUUUUUCUUACAUACAUAUCCUUGAUUAUGUUUUCCUUCUCGCUAUGCGUAAUCCAAUCUGAACGAAGAAGCUGUAGAGAGAAAGGCAAGAAAGUAAUAUUAUACAAACAGCUUUUCAUAUAAGCUUAGAUUGUAAUUGGAUAAAUGACACUAAAAGACAAGGCAGUUUUAUAUGUUUUGCUUAUGGGUUUCUUUUUUUAAAUGAAUAACAAUGAAUGAAUAACGAAUAAAAGGUAUGGUGCUGCUGUAUAGAUCCUCUCUAUAAUCUGGAAAGCUUGAUUACUUUUUAUUACUAUUUUUUUGUGGGGGGGGAGAGGAGGAAACACCAAUGGUACAUAAGAACUUGGUAUGAAGAAGCUCUGAAUAGGACAGUGUAUACAUACUUCUCCAAAGUGAUAUAUGAAGACUUUUUUCGUUGCAUAAAAGCAUUAUGCGUAUAAAUAUAUAAAUAUAUUUUAUUAUGUACAGAAACAGAUCAGUAUGCAUGGAUGUUAGGAAAACAAACUAGCAUUUUAACCCAAAGUUUCCGUGCAUGAGUUCCCACUGACACGUGUACCAUGCAAUGUGGAGUGACUCCCUUUCGCCACCACCACACAAGCACACAUACACACACACACACACACACACACAGACUUACAGACACACAUUUGUGGGCCCCAUUUUGCUCCUUACUUUCCAGCUCUCUGAAGUAAUAUUGGUGAAAUAACAGCUCCUAGUGUGAUGGAAAUUUUGUUUUGUAUUGUAACUUCCUCAUGCUUGUACUGUUCUAUUUUAUAGAUGAACCUGUUGAUUUCAUCCUGCCCUUUACUGAAUAUGUAAACUCUGUGCAGUUGUGGUUAUAGUAGACCUGUAGCAUAUCAAGCAGCUAAGAGUUUAUCAUUUUCAUUAAACAAAACAAUUUUUAAAAUUAAGGUGGUCUAUUUAUCAAUGGCAGGGACUAAUUUGUUAUAUUUUCUUUAUCAGAAUUAGUUUAUGCACAUUACUGAUCACCCCAUGUGAGGUGAAAUUUCAGGAAGCCAGCUACCCAGUACGACAAUGGUAUACAGCAGUAAUCUGUUUUAGGGAUUAGUUCACUUACAGGAGUCCACAUGCAGGCACCUUCUACCAAAGUUAGUAAAGAGCUUUAUUGCAAGCCUUCACUGUACUCGGCGUGUAUAACAGUAUGUGUCAGGUUUUUGGUACAUCAUUAAAUGUGAAUUAAACUGAGGAUGUUUUUCUUUCUUUGUCUUCUGUGGUAUUGUGCUUGCUGAUUGACACUUUUUAAUCUUAAAGUCUCACUCGCUGACUAAUAGGAGGGCUGUGCACAAGUACUCCGGUACAAAGCAGGCUUUGUGUUUAUUUCUGGUGUGAUAUUUUGCUGAACUGUCUCUUGUCCACUGGAGGACAUACAUUGUUGCGUUGUCACGGAGCAAGCAACAGAUUCUCCCUUUCACAAAAUCUAAUUUCAGGUGGGUUACAAAUAUGUAGGUAGUACAGAAUUAUGUUGCUAUAGCUUGCUACCAGUGUUCCCUCUAAGCUGCAUGACAGCACAGCCCCACAGCUGCAUAAUCAGUCCCGCUCAGUCAUUCAGCUCCGUGCAUGGAGCCCUGAGCCUCUGGCUGGGCAGGGCUCAUUAAACAGCUGCAGGACUGUGUUGCCACACAGCUUAGAGGGAACACUGCUUCCUACCAUCUAUAUCUACCAACUGCACCUUUUUUAUUUACAUUUUUUGGAGCAGUAUUGGACUGACCUAUCUGCUGGUGUAACUUAAAUGGCAUUGGGCUGACAAAAGAAUUGGCUCACUUUGUGGAAUAGAAUUACAAAAGAUACUGGACCAAAUUCUGCUCCCAGUUACAGUGAUGUAAAUCUGGAAUAACUGAUGUAGUGAGUUACCCCAGAUUUACAGAAUUCUCUCUCUCUGAUACAUAACCUAAGCACCUGGAUUCUUCUCUGGGGAUACUCCUGGGAGCAGGAACAAGGAAUCCUUUUCUCCAGCCCACUCCAUAGCUGGUUCUCCAGCAUCAGAGCAGAAAUAGCCUUCACACUUCCUUGGUUAUGUGUCCCCUCUGUAGCAGGGAAUAGCCAUCAGAACCAUAAGCAGAUCCACCGAUCCUACCCCAUCCCCAAAUGCCUUCCAUGCAGUGCAUACGGGAGGGGAGCAGCACAUCUUCGGGAAUUCAGCUCUUGCACACACACGCACACAUCCCUGCAGCAGAACUGCACCUCUUCCACUGCAGCAGACCCUGCUAUACUCAUUUUGGAGGACAGGAUUUAUGCCAGUGAUUAGGAUUUGCCCCAUCGCUUGCAAUUACUCACAGGGAGAUAAGGCCCAAUAUUUCAGUCAACUCAGAUAAAAUCUCCCAUUAAAUGGGCUGGUCUGUAUAAGAAUUGCAGGAUCAAGUCAUUAGUGUCAAGUGCCUUUUUGACAUUAAGACUAUGGUGACAAAGAUGAGUAAUUUUAUUUUUUCUUGCUCUGGAACAGAUAUGUCUAGUGGAAGGGAAGGAUUGAUUGUUUGAACAUACUGGGCCCGACUGUGUUACUGCAAUGUUAAUGCAGCAUGAGUCCCAUAAGAUCUGUGGAGUUACUCCAUAUUUACAAAACGUGGUCCAGUUUUUUUGGAAAAUGAAGAAACACCAGUCAGUUCAGAGACAGACAUCCAAACGAUAGCGUAGAAGUUACAGAACCUCUCCAGCAAAUCAAAAUCAAAGCACAAGCAAAUAAGGGGCCUAAUCCUGCUCCACUGAAGUCUGUGACAAAACUCUCCUUAGUGUCUGCAGGGCAGUUUUGGGCCCCGAGGCUAUGUCUGCAGUACAAAGUUUUUGCGCAAAAACGUCUGGUUUUGCACAAAAACUGGCGGAGCAUCCACACCUCAAGCACAUUUUUGCACACACAAAAAAUACAGUAAAUCAACAGGACAGAGGGUUUUUGCCAGUAGAGUUGUUAUUCUCCCCACGAGGAAUGACUCCUUUUUGCACUACAGCUCUUGUGCAAAAAAGCAUGUGUGAAUGCUCCGCAGAGGUUUAUUGUGCAAAAAGCACAGUUGUUAAAGGCCAUCAGAGCUUUCUUGCACAAGAGCGUCCAUGCAAUGUGGAUGCUCUCUUGCGCAAAAGCACAUUUUGAGGUGUGGAUGCGCUUUUGCACAAGAAGUUUUGUGGAAGCUCUCUUCUGCAAAAAGCUUCUUGCGCAAAAACCCUGCAGUGUAGACAAAGCCCCAGUGUUGGGGGGGAAAACCUGCACUACCCAGGGAGGGAUGGACUAGAAACAUUUACAGGUCUUUUCUAGCUCUAAUUUGGUGGCCAAAAUUUUCAAACUUAAAUAUCUGAAAUUAAGCAAAUAAGGUUGGAAUUUUCAAGAGGCAUAAGAGAGUUAGGUGCUCUGCGGGAGUAGGGUGUCUCAUUCAUUUAGACCCCUUAGAAAAUCCCAGCUCUAAAUGUUUAUUUAGAUACAUUAGAAGUGUCCUGGUUUUCAGAAGUGCCGAAUAGUCACAUCUCUUUGAGAAUCCAAUGGCAGACCUGGGGAUGGAGCACCUUUGAAAAUCAGAUCACUUAUUUAGAUGCCAAAGUAUGGUUUCAGGAACCCCAUUUUUUAAAACUUUGGCCUUAGUUUCAGGAAUAUUUUUUUGCAUUAAAAUCCCUUCUUCCCCUAAAAUUCAUGCCUGAUAGAUAGUCUCAAAACACAUGCACAGGUUACUGUUUAAACUUUGUGUUCCCAAAAAUAAAUAAAUACAUAAUUAAAUAAAAGGGUAGUGCUUUGGCAGUUUAGACAAUGGCAUGUUUCUGCUUUUUGUUUAAUUUUCUUUGCAGAAUAUCUUCUCUCAUGAAUAGCUGAUUAAUAGGCCACUACCUAACUCCAGAAAUAUUUGUACUACUGCUAUACAAAGCUAAAUGUUAGCACAUAUAUUACUCUAAACUUAUGUCAUUGCUUGGCAAUCACUCUCCUAUAAUUGUUUUAGUACAUAAUGUACACUGGAAAUGCCAACACAUGUGCAGGAGGACCAGAUGCAUUUAGUUAAUAUGAUGGAAGAAAGGAUUGUACGUUUUGACUUCACAUGUUAAACUUUUUUUAAAAAAAAAAGUUGCAUGAUUGGAAAAUAACAUGUAUACAGUAUCUGUAAAAUUGUUUUAUCUGUUUUUGUUUCACCAUGUCAAGCCAUAUAAAUUGGAAAUCCACAGCCUUGAUGCAUGGCUGUCUUUACAUACUGAAGAACUGAACAGUAUAUACUUUUAAUUUGGGCUAUCUUGCACUUUGAUGUUGCAUUCUUACUGAGGAUCUUGUAAACUAGAUGCUGUCCUGGAUGAAUAUACUACCUUACUACACAAAGAUUGGAAACAAGUUUGAUUUUAAAAUAUUGAUCCCCUUUCCAAAUGAAGUAGCAAUGCAGUGCUUACUCCACUUGGUGUUAGUAGAUAUUGCCUUGUGUAUUCUAUUUUAAAUUGUAAUCUAGUUUGUAAAAGAUGGUGCCGCAUGUAAAUAAAGCAUAAUGGAUCUCUACAUUGAAUGUGCA
This is a messenger RNA of Pelodiscus sinensis (Chinese soft-shelled turtle), 8895 nucleotides long. It is a transcript of the gene FOXO3, whose product is annotated as forkhead box O3. Gene Ontology annotation, cellular component: mitochondrial matrix; nucleus. Gene Ontology annotation, biological process: regulation of transcription by RNA polymerase II. The record is from RefSeq and is a predicted model, not a curated record. NCBI's taxonomy places the organism in Eukaryota, Metazoa, Chordata, Testudines, Trionychidae. Gene Ontology annotation, molecular function: DNA-binding transcription factor activity, RNA polymerase II-specific; RNA polymerase II cis-regulatory region sequence-specific DNA binding.